Molecule: messenger RNA, 1308 nt
Organism: Naumovozyma castellii
Lineage: Eukaryota; Fungi; Ascomycota; Saccharomycetes; Saccharomycetales; Saccharomycetaceae
Gene: HFL1
Product: Hfl1p
Exons: 1
Coding region: 1-1308 (435 amino acids)
Source: RefSeq, a predicted model, not a curated record
AUGAUAACAGUGGAAGAGUACCUACCAUGGUGGUGGCAAUGGUCAUGUUAUCUAAGCACAACCUUCGCAAUACUUCUCUCAUGCUAUUCUAUCUUAAGACAAUUGUCUGAGUAUCGAAAGCCAUUUGAACAGAGAUUAACCGUUAGAAUUCAAGUAUUAGUACCAAUUUUCUCAUUCUCCUGUCUCAUGGCAACUUUAUAUCCACAUUUUUCACAAAUAUUUAUUGAUCCCGUAAGAGAAUUCUACGAAGCAUUCGUCAUUUACACAUUUUUCUCCUUAUUAAUACUCAUACUAGGCGGGGAAAGAGAAAUUAUUACAAAAACAUGCCUUGAUCAUCCACCGAUGAAGCAUCCAAUAUUUAUACUUGGUUCAUUUUUACCAAGGGUUGACUUAUCUGAUCCCCAAGAAUUCUUAAAAGUCAAAAGAGGUAUUCUUCAAUAUGUUUGGUUUAAGCCACUUUAUUGUCUUGGUAUGUUGAUAUGUCAACUUGCCGAUUUCUCCAGAUUGCAAUUUAUUCUAGUGAUUCUUUAUAAUGUGUCAGUCACCUGCUCAUUAUAUAACUUAGCGUUGUUUUGGAAAUUCCUUUACAAAGAGUUAAGACCAUUCCAUCCCUGGAGUAAAUUUCUUUGUGUCAAAUUAAUCAUAUUUGUAUCCUAUUGGCAAAGUAUGAUCAUCCAAGGUUUAAACAUAUUGGGUGUGUUGGGAAAAGAUGAAAUGACAGGGUAUUUGUAUCAAAACGGGAUCCUUUGUCUAGAGAUGUUUGGAUUUGCCAUCUUGCAUCUAGUGGCAUUUCCCUGGAAACCUUACUCCAAUCAAUCUUUACCUAUGGGUGCUAGAAUGAACUUUAAAUACGCCUUAAGGGAUUGCUUCGGUGGUGCUGAUCUGAAAUGGGAUUCUAAGCAAACGUUAUUUGUUGGUUCUAUGUAUUACAAUUUCAGGAAUUUUGAUCCGACUGUGGAUAGUAUAUUGAUAGCAAGGACAGACACAGAUUCCCGAAUGAAUAGGAUUAACCAUGGUGUCAGGUUUACAAAUAAUGGUACUGAUCGAUAUUGGGUUGGUUAUGGAAGUACAGAUCGACAAUCCAAUAAUAAUAAUAACAACUUAAUACCCUUUCCCUCCCAAACGCGCCAAGAGGAAGAUGAACCUGAAGAAUUCGAAGAGUUUAUAAAAUGGGAUACUAAUGCUGCUGGCCGACAUUAUAUCCCUGAUGACCCCAAUUAUCCCGUAUCUUGGGAUUCCAGCGGUUAUAAAUAUACAUCAUCAAUGAAUAGGCUUCGAGAAGAUGUACAAAAUAGAAUAUCUGUUUGA